This is a messenger RNA of Anguilla rostrata (American eel), 4094 nucleotides long. RefSeq names its product chondroitin sulfate synthase 1 (gene chsy1). The record is from RefSeq and is a predicted model, not a curated record. NCBI's taxonomy places the organism in Eukaryota, Metazoa, Chordata, Actinopteri, Anguilliformes, Anguillidae. Bases 389 to 2791 code for a protein of 800 amino acids. The transcript is spliced from 3 exons. Gene Ontology annotation, cellular component: Golgi cisterna membrane. Gene Ontology annotation, molecular function: glucuronosyl-N-acetylgalactosaminyl-proteoglycan 4-beta-N-acetylgalactosaminyltransferase activity.
GUGUGAGGCUUUUGGGCAUUCAUACAGCGGCGCGGCAGACGAGAGAAUGGAGUACCUUCUCUUGGCGCAAAGAAGUAAUCACGGAAUCAGAUAAAGCCGGUUUAUUUUUUAAUUUUGUUGAAACAACUGUGUUGCUGAAUGAUAAGAGGGGUAACAUGAAGAGGAUGGUUUAGCUUGGUGGAGGGUUUAUGGAGACGACUCUGUUGCUACGUAUGCAGCAGACCCUUGGUGGGACUAACGGCAGCAGGAGAAAGCAGCUUUUCUAUCAUGAAAGAGAGUGAGCCGAGCCUUCUGGAGGGUGCCACAAUUUAGCAAAAGAGAAGGUCUGCCGAAAGACGCUGCAAUAAUACGAGGUGGAAAGGAACAGAGUUGGUUAAGUUUAAGGGGAAUGGCAGGUAGAAGCCGAAGAGCAUGGUUAAGUGUUCUGUUGGGACUGGUCGUCGGGUUCACUCUGGCUUCCAGACUUAUUUUGCCCAGGGCCACGGAGUUGAAGAAAGCUGGUCAGAAACGCAAGGCGAGCACCGGCGGCUGCGGGUUGCAAGGGACUUUGAGAAAAGACGGCGGUGCGCUGGUGUGGCAACCGCAAGAAGACCGAUUGUCGUCAACUGUGAAGCCGGUCCCCAGGUCCAGCAGUUUUCUUUUCGUUGGCGUAAUGACUGCUCAGAAGUAUCUGAACAACCGUGCUGUAGCUGCUCACAGGACUUGGGCUCAGACCAUCCCAGGCAGGGUGGAGUUCUUCUCCAGCGAGGGCUCGGACACCUCCAUCCCCAUCCCCGUAGUGCCCCUGAAGAACGUGGACGACUCGUACCCGCCGCAGAAGAAGUCCUUCAUGAUGCUCAAGUACAUGCACGACCACUACCUGGACCACUACGAGUGGUUCAUGCGGGCCGACGACGACGUCUACAUCAAGAGCGAGCGGCUGGAGGGCUUCCUGCGCAGCCUCAACAGCAGCGAGGCCAUCUUCCUAGGCCAGACGGGCAUGGGCGCCCGCGACGAACUGGGCAAGCUGGCGCUGGAGCCCGGCGAGAACUUCUGCAUGGGGGGCCCCGGGGUGAUCAUGAGCCGGGAGGUGCUGCGGCGGAUGGUGCCGCACAUCCGCCAGUGCCUGCGGGAGAUGUACACCACGCACGAGGACGUGGAGGUGGGCCGCUGCGUGCGCAGGUUCGCCGGUGUGCAGUGCGUCUGGUCCUAUGAGAUGCAGCAGCUGUUCUACGAGAACUAUGAGCCCAACAAGAAGGGGUACAUCCGCGACCUCCACAACAGCAAGAUCCACCGCGCCAUCACCCUGCACCCCAACAAGAACCCGCCCUACCAGUACCGGCUGCACAGCUACAUGCUGAGCCGCAAGAUCGCCGAGCUGCGGCACCGCACCGUGCAGCUGCACCGCGAGAUCGUGCAGGUCAGCCGCUACAGCAGCUCCGAGGUGCGCAAGGAGGACCUGCAGCUGGGCGUGGCGCCCUCCUUCAUGAGGUUCCACCCUCACCAGCGCGACGACGUCCUGGAGUGGGAGUUCCUGACGGGGAAGUACCUCUUCUCCUCGGCCGACGGGCAGCCCCCGCGCCGCACCAUGGACACGUCGCAGAGGAUGGCGCUGGACGACAUCAUAAUGCAGGUGAUGGAGAUGAUCAACGCCAACGCCAAGACCAGGGGCCGCGUCAUCGACUUCAAGGAGAUCCAGUACGGCUACCGCCGGGUCAACCCCAUGUACGGGGCCGAGUACGUGCUGGACCUGCUGCUGCUCUACAAGAAGCACAAGGGGAAGACCAUGACCGUGCCCGUGAGGAGGCACGCCUACCUCCAGCAGACCUUCAGCAGGAUCCAGUUCCGGGAGGAGGAGGAGAUGGACGCGGCGGCGCUGGCCAGCAGGAUCAACCAGGACUCGGACUCGCUGUCCUUCCUGUCCAACUCCCUGAAGAUGCUGGUGCCCUUCAAGCUCGGGAGCUCGGGCUCUGACCCCAAGGAGCCCAAGGAGAAGAAGAUCAACAUCCUGGUCCCGCUCUCGGGACGCUACGAUAUAUUUGCGCGCUUCAUGGCAAAUUUCGAGAAGGUGUGCCUGGUGCCCAACCAGAACGUCAAGCUCCUGAUCCUGCUGUUCAGCACGGACAACAACACCGAGCGGGUGAAGCAGACGGAGCUGAUGAGGGAGUACCACAUGAAGUACCCCCGGGCCGAGAUGGAGAUCAGGCCCGUGUCGGGCCCCUUCUCCCGGGCCCUGGCCCUGGAAGUAGGCUCCUCCCACUUCUCCAACGACUCCUUGCUUUUCUACUGUGACGUCGAUUUGCUGUUUACAGCCGAUUUCUUGAAGAGGUGUAGGGGCAACACGGUACUGGGAGGGCAGACGUACUUCCCGAUCAUCUUCAGCCAGUACGACCCCAAGGUUGUCUACGCGGGGAAGGUUCCCAGCGACAACCACUAUGUGUUCACCUCCAAAACCGGGCUGUGGAGACACUAUGGCUACGGCAUAGUCUGUGUAUGUAAAGGCGACCUGGUUCGAGCCGGGGGCUUUGACGUCUCCAUCCAGGGCUGGGGCCUAGAGGACGUGGACCUUUUUAACAAAUUUGUCCAAUCAGGAAUUAGACAAUUCAGAAGCACAGACACUGGUAUAGUGCAUGUUCAUCACCCUGUGAUAUGUGACCCCAACCUUGACCCCAAACAGUAUAAAAUGUGCGUGGGGUCCAAGGCCUCGUCGCACGGGUCAACACAGCAGCUGGCUGAACUGUGGCUCGAAAAGAAUGACCACGGCUUCCGAAAACUCAGCAGUAGUAAUAACCAAUCAAUGAGGACAGCAUGAACAAAAUGGGGAUGGACCAAGCUGGCUGAAUAUCAAUAUUUUUAACUACCUAAUUUAUUUUCUACAUUCACACACUCGUGCAGACAACUCGGAUAUUUUGGAAAUACUUUUUAUAAGACACAAGCAUUCAUGGGACUUCAAAUUCAAAGUUUUAAAACAAUAAUGUUAAAAAAAAAGAACAUCAUUCUUUUGUGUGAACUUAAGAAUGGAAACGGUAAAGUUUAAGGAAGUAAAACUUUUGAAGUCUUUUUCACAGAGUUCUGACUGUUCUGUAUUAUUGUAGAGACUGGGGUAUGGUGGGUACUCUAGGUAAUGCUGUGGAACUUGAUGAAGUCCUAGAAAAUUCAGCUUCUCAUAAAAGGAAAAGCAUAGUAUCAUUCAUGUGAGCCUUGGAUUUUCACCAGUGGUAUUGGGGUAAAUGUAUUUUUACUUGUGAAUGUUUACAGAUGGGAGCAUAAAUUUGCAACAUCAGCAGGCAAGAUUGAUGUCUGAAGUGACAACGAUCUUAACUAUCAUCGUGGGCCAUAGAUUUACAUGAUUUGUCAUGUAUUUGUUUUUUUAAAUAUAUUUUUUUAUAAUGCAGAACAACACUGUUUUUGGUUUGUGUGAGUAUGUGUUUUUUUUUUGUUUGUUUUUUUUUUAAAACAUUUGGUAGAAAUUCAUCUCUCUACUUCUUCGAACAAAACCUGCUGCAUCUGAUAUCUGCAAUUCAUUUCAGCUGUCUAAUUUAUUGAAUAUAAUUUCACUUUUCUUUUUUUUCCUGUUAUCUGAUUUUUUAAGAAAUUGUUUAUUUAGAAGGAUUGUAUAACCAUCUCACAGUUGUGGAUAGUAUUUUCUUUUCAUUUCUUGGCAAAGUGUUUGGAUUACCAAAGAGUUUUUUUUUUUGCACAAUUGCGAGGUGUUUGUUGUGUCUGAGGACUUGCAGGCAGGACACAACAUGUACUGUAGAAAAGGCUCGGUGAGCCCUGUGAGAGCACAUGUGGGAAAGCUUAUAAAUACCUGGUGUUUCAGAGCUGCGAACAGUCCAGUCCUCAGCUUUUCUGACGACCCCCCCCACCCCCCCUUUGCGUUCGGACGCCUAGCUGCACGCCCUAGGGCGUGGAGUAAAUGGCCCUUUCACCAUCGCAAAAUCACUAAAAUUCCUGGAGAAGGUUUUUUAGCCGAGUUGUCAUUAUCCAACACUGGGACGGGACGGCUCUCCUGCAAUAGUCUUAUCUUCUUGACAUUUCUGUCCUGUCUUGGCCCUGGCCGACUGGGGAAAAAGGUUUUAUAUUUAAGAAAUAAAUGGAAAAUGUUUAUUAAA